Molecule: messenger RNA, 552 nt
Organism: Melampsora larici-populina 98AG31
Lineage: Eukaryota; Fungi; Basidiomycota; Pucciniomycetes; Pucciniales; Melampsoraceae
Exons: 4
Coding region: 1-552 (183 amino acids)
Cellular component (GO): mitochondrion
Source: RefSeq, a predicted model, not a curated record
AUGAUCAAUCAAAUCAAAAAACUAAAUCCAUUCAUCAAAUCAAUCUCUCAUUCAUCAAACCAAUUCAAAAAUCAAUUUCAUAGUUCUAUUCCUUCAUCUCAACUUACUUCAACUUCAACUUCAAUUCCAAAUCAAAUCUCCAUCAAGAAUCAUAUAUCAAACCAACCACAAUCACAAUCACAAAGUUUAAUUAAAUUUAAACCAUUCAUCAAUAAACCAGCACCAGAAAGGAUCCCAAACCCACAUCAUUCAAUUGAAACGGUUGAAAAGUUUUUAUCUUCUUUAAAACGUCCGAACCUUUUAGAUCUUAAAAGUAAAUUUGAUUCAUGGAAUCAGUUCUUUGAAUCUAAUGGAACUUUAUUGAAAUCAAAAUCAAUCAAUCCAAAAGAAAGAAGAUAUUUACUUUGGGCUAUGGAAUUAUUCAGACAUGGUAAAGAUCCAAAGGAAUUUGCAGUGAAACUUAAGAAAAAGAAAGUUAUUAGAGGUUGGGGUCCUAGGGUACAGAAUGGAAAAAGACUUCGUGGUAAACCAGGUGGUAGGAUUACACUUUAA